AUUCCAUUGCCAUGGCAUGGUCUCGAAAAACACAAAUAUAAACAUGUCAUUUCCAAUUAGAGAGAUGCACCAUUGCAUUCUAUAUAACCAUCUAUUUGCUCUAUAAUAUUUGGCAUAACGAUCGAUUCCAAUGCCUUCGACCAUCCAAAAUCAUGGCGGGCGAGCUAAAAAGUAUCAUUACCAUCAUCAUGUUUCUAAUGAUGAUAACACAGACAACAUGGGAUGCAAUAUCGACUUCCAUCAAGUACAAAGAGGGGUUCAUGGCAUUGCCCGAUGGUCGCAUUAUUCAAAAACCUUUUGACUUUUGGGCGCGCGAACAUCAACAACCUAUCCAGGCGAUCGACUAUGUUGAAUGCGUGACCUUUUCUUUUCACACUGGCGUCUUCUUCUUGAUGCAGUGUUUCUGGAAUUAUCUCUCGAACAGUGUGGCUCGCAAGAGUUUCAUGGGUUCGUUUGAGUUCAAAUUCUAUAUUUUUUGGGCUAUGGGCAGUAUGGCCAUGUUUCCAAUUUUGCAAUGGGUGUAUCGAAACGACGAAUUGAAUCGAGAAAUUGUGCCCCAAUUGGCUUACGGUAUCGAAGUUUUAAUCACCGCUUUGCUGGGUGUACGGUCGCAUCUGAGAUUUCGCCGGAUCAUUGCCAUGACCCGUCGUGGCAACAAGAACGCAGCCAUCAUCAACAAACUAUCGUAUUUCAGAGACAUGAAUGUGAUGCUCGUAUUUACGCUGAUUAGUUACGGCGCUUCGUUCGUUAUCAUGUGCGUCGACGGCUUAACGCCAGCCAAGGUCAUCAGUCAGAACAAGUUUGCUUCAGAUGUCUUGAUCGCCAACGCCAACAUGUGUGUUGUUUUCCUCUGGCUCUUGUUCAUUUGUAUUUUCCAUCCACGACGACAGUACGCUACCAAUGUGGCCAUCAGUACGCGAAGCGAUUCGGAAAGCCAAUCGAUCCAACCGUCGAAAGGGUCGGAAAUGCUCGGAGAAGUUCAUCAUCCUCAUCAACAACAACAACGUUACAGCGGGCGUAUCACCAACUUUAUUGCUAGCAAUGACAUGCACCAAAGAAAACAACCGACAAUGACGAGUGGACCAGGCGAAACACUGUAUCCCAAGACCGUGGUGGACACGGCGACUCCUGCGGGCUUCAUGCGUCCCAUGUCUCCUGUGGCCGUCGAUUAUCCUCAGUCGCUCUACACAGAUACUUCGCCUUUGACCGAUUCCAGUGCCGGCCGACCUUUCUCUCCUCCCUCUUCCUCCACCUCAUUCCAGGCCAAGCCCGCCGAACGCAACGUCUCCAUCGAAGAUCCAUAUACAAGCGAACCCAUCACUUUCUCCAUGAUCGAUCCCACCAUACACUAUCCGAGCGAACGACGUCCUUCCUCUCCUCACUCUACCACCCUUCGUCCGCAAGAACAUGACGCCGUAGAAAUUCCUAUGCACACCAUCCAGUCUUUACAUACGUUUGACGAACGACGGUCGCCGUUGCCUCCCGUUCCCAAUACGCCACCGUUCCGCCGCAAUGAUUCUCAAAGCCACGCUGCCAAUCCAAUGAAUCAUACCACUGAUCCAGCCGCAGCAGGGCAGCACGCCAUCACCACCAUCGAUCCUUCAUUACCAUCUCCUGCGGGCGGGAGCCGGGAUCGCAUGGUCCGUGAUUGGCUUUGGCAAUCCCCUGAUAGAAGACUCUAAUAUUUUUGGCAUACCCUUUCACAAAUCAAACCUUAAUAAUUGUUGCUGGUCUUCAUCUAAGUCUAAAAUGAUUAUAACUGGAUCCAUCAUGGUAUUUUUUUAAUACAUAUCCAAACACGUUCUAUG
Molecule: messenger RNA, 1808 nt
Organism: Radiomyces spectabilis
Lineage: Eukaryota; Fungi; Mucoromycota; Mucoromycetes; Mucorales; Radiomycetaceae
Exons: 6
Coding region: 153-1682 (509 amino acids)
Source: RefSeq, a predicted model, not a curated record